This is a messenger RNA of Peronospora matthiolae, 588 nucleotides long. NCBI's taxonomy places the organism in Eukaryota, Oomycota, Peronosporomycetes, Peronosporales, Peronosporaceae. The record is from the annotation of a GenBank genome assembly.
AUGCACGCGCUACGCGAAAGUGCCUGUGUGGCAGACGUUCGUCUAGAGCGAAAGCUCCACUAUGACUUCGCGAAGUUAAAGGCCAGAGGCCGUCUGCAGGGAGUUUUACGCUCCCGCUAUGCUUCGGCUGCCUCUGCAGCCGCGAGUUCACGUCAAUAUUUUGUCACGAACUCGCACGCUCUCACUACGACGAGUGAGAAGCGUGGCACUCGUCAAAACGAGCUCGGUCGUGGCGCUCAAAAACGUCAACGGCGUUCGGAAAUUCUUGCCGGAGAUGAAUCUCAUACUCCCAUGAGUCAGACUCAGGGUACCCACGCCACUUCACCUGAUAUUGGUAGUGACCAUGACGACGACGUCGUUGAAGUACCCGCUCCACAUAAACCUACAGGGAACGCCCUGGGCGAAGCCCGAUCUCGUCUGGCGACGUUGGAAGGCGAUCGCGCUCGUCUUUUGAUGAUGGAGUCACGUCAGACCCGUGUCGAGGCUCAACUUGACCUCUUAAUUCGGAUGCAACAUCCUGUGGCGACGCCAAUUUACGCGGCGCAAGCGCCUUCAAGUCUACAUGGGACGGGUCUUGGUCUGGCUUAA